This is a messenger RNA of Copidosoma floridanum, 1191 nucleotides long. RefSeq names its product somatostatin receptor type 2-like. Gene Ontology annotation, molecular function: peptide binding; somatostatin receptor activity. Gene Ontology annotation, cellular component: plasma membrane; neuron projection. The record is from RefSeq and is a predicted model, not a curated record. Gene Ontology annotation, biological process: G protein-coupled receptor signaling pathway. NCBI's taxonomy places the organism in Eukaryota, Metazoa, Arthropoda, Insecta, Hymenoptera, Encyrtidae.
GAUGUUAACAUGCCAAUAUUCUCGUUACUACAUCAGGUCCUUUACACAAUCAUUUGUGUGGUUGGUCUACUGGGUAAUACUUUGGUCAUCUACGUGGUAUUACGCUUUUCCAAAAUGCAAAUAGUUACGAAUAUCUACAUCCUUAACCUGGCCCUGGCCGACGAGUGCUUCUUAAUUGGCAUACCAUUUCUGGUUACAACCAUGAGUCUCAAGGUUUGGACAUUUGGUAAAAUCAUGUGUAAAGUUUACAUGACAACGACCAGCAUUAACCAGUUCACGAGUAGUAUAUUUUUAUUAAUCAUGAGCGCUGAUCGGUACAUCGCUGUAUGCCAUCCAAUCUCUUCUACAAAACACCGGACACCAUUUAUUGCUAAAAUAGUGUCAAUUUCGGCAUGGACACUUAGCGCUGUUUUUAUGAUACCCAUUUACAUGUACGCAAACGAAAUGGAAACUCAAAAGGGCUAAAUGAGUUGUAACAUAUACUGGCCUGAUGAUCAGGGAGGACAGAAAACCUUUACUUUGUACAGUUUUUUUCUAGGUUUUGCUGCACCCUCCACCCUUAUUUCAAUUUUUUAUUUUUUGGUUACCAGAAAAUUAAGGACAGUGGGCCCAAAAAACAAGUCAAAGGAGAAGAAAAAGUCUCAUCGCAAAGUUACGAAACUAGUGCUCACUGUCAUAGCUGUAUUCUUUAUUUGUUGGUCACCAUAUUGGUUUACUCAAAUGGCAUUAAUUUAUACAGAGCCAAAUCAAUGCCAAUCUCAUAUUAGUAUUACUAUUUUUUUAUUGGCUGGUUUUCUUAGCUACUCUAAUAGCGCAAUAAAUCCAAUACUUUAUGCUUUUCUUAGCGAAAAUUUCAAGAAAAGUUUUCUUAAAGCUUGCACCUGCAUAACAGGACAGGACAUUAACGCUACUUUACACAUGCAGAAUAGUGUAUUUCCGCGUAAGACUAAAGCCAGUGUUAAACAAAUUCAAAAUAAUGAUCCCAUAGUAUCAGGUACUUUGAAAAAUGAAGAUGAAGAUGAAGAUAAAGAAAAUGAACUGGGACUUUUGGUUCGCAAGACCUCAACGACGACAUUAACAAUGACAUCUCGGUCCAACAUUACUGAUAUAAGUGAAGUGAAGGAUUUUUCAAGUCAGUAUCAGGUUAAAAGUGUUGUAAAAAAUCAACUUAAUCAGCAGACGAAAGUGUAA